Lynx canadensis (Canada lynx) is the source of this 6098-nucleotide messenger RNA. RefSeq names its product kinesin family member 27 (gene KIF27). The transcript has 19 exons. The record is from RefSeq and is a predicted model, not a curated record. Gene Ontology annotation, molecular function: microtubule binding; microtubule motor activity; ATP binding. NCBI's taxonomy places the organism in Eukaryota, Metazoa, Chordata, Mammalia, Carnivora, Felidae. The coding region runs from base 151 to 4422 and encodes 1423 amino acids. Gene Ontology annotation, biological process: mitotic spindle organization; microtubule-based movement.
GCGGCGGCCCGGCGGAGCGAAGCUGGGGAGGCCUGUACUGUGCUCGCCGCCGGAGAUCAGGGCUUUCUCGAGCCGGUCUGAGUCCAGAAAUUACAUAAAAUGGAUAUUUCUCACACUAGAUACUGAAUAUUAAGUAAAAUCUAAGUUGCUAUGGAAGAAAUACCAGUAAAAGUUGCUGUAAGAAUCCGACCUCUGCUAUGCAAAGAAGUUCUUCAUAAUCAUCAAGCUUGUGUGAGAGUUAUUCCAAACACCCAGCAAAUUAUCAUUGGGAGAGAUAGAGUCUUUACUUUUGAUUUUGUUUUUGGCAAGAAUUCCACUCAAGAUGAAGUUUAUAAUGCAUGUAUAAAGCCACUAGUGUUGUCGCUCAUUGAGGGCUAUAAUGCAACCGUUUUUGCCUAUGGACAAACUGGAUCCGGGAAGACCUACACCAUUGGAGGAGGCCAUGUUGCUUCAGUUGUGGAGGGUCAAAAGGGUAUCAUUCCUCGAGCUAUCCAAGAAAUAUUUCAAAACAUCUCUGAAAAUUCUAGCACUGACUUUAAUAUCAAAGUGUCUUAUAUAGAAGUAUAUAAGGAAGACCUAAGAGAUCUUCUAGAAUUGGAAACAUCUAUGAAGGAUCUUCACAUCCGAGAAGAUGAAAAAGGAAACACAGUGAUUGUUGGGGCCAAGGAAUGUCACGUGGAGAAUGCAGAUGAGGUGAUGAGUCUCCUGGAGAUGGGGAAUGCAGCCAGGCAUACAGGUACCACCCAAAUGAACGAGCACUCCAGUAGAUCACAUGCAAUUUUUACAAUCAGCAUUUGUCAAGUAGAGAAAAAUACAGAGGCAGCUGAAGAUGGAUCGUGGUAUUCCCAUCGGCAUAUUGUCUCAAAGUUCCACUUUGUGGAUUUGGCGGGCUCGGAAAGAGUAACUAAAACCGGGAAUACUGGUGAACGGUUCAAAGAAUCCAUUCAGAUCAACAGUGGGCUGUUGGCUUUAGGAAAUGUAAUCAGUGCUCUUGGGGACCCACGCAGGAAGAGCUCCCAUAUUCCAUAUAGGGACGCUAAAAUCACCCGGCUUCUGAAAGAUUCCUUGGGAGGCAGUGCCAAGACUGUCAUGAUCACUUGCGUCAGCCCAUCCUCCUCAGAUUUUGACGAGUCCUUAAAUUCCCUCAAAUAUGCCAACAGAGCACGCAAUAUUAGAAACAAACCCACCUUAAACUUCAGCCCCGAGUCUGACCGUAUGGACGAAAUGGAAUUUGAAAUCAAGUUGCUUCGAGAAGCUCUGCAAAGCCAGCAGGAUAGCAUCAGCCAAACCAGCCAGAUCCAUCAAGAGGGGACUCCUGAUAAAAACAGGAUCCGGUCUCUUGAGGAACAAGUAGCUCAGCUACAAGGAGAGUGUCAGAGUUACCAAACCUGUGUAGAGGAAGCCUUUACCUUCCUGGUGGACUUAAAGGGUGCUGUCAGACUGAACCAAAAGCAGCAACACAAACUGCAGGAGUGGUUUAACAUGACCCAGGAUGUCAGGAAGGCGGUGUUCACCUCGUUCAGAGGGAGCCACGGCGUCGGCAACCUGGAAGAAGGACCACAGCAUGUGACAGUUCUCCAGCUGAAGCGAGAGCUUAGGAAAUGCCAGUGUGCACUGGCUGCUGAUGAAGUUGUAUUUAAUCAGAAGGAAUUGCAGGUGAAGGAACUGAAGAAUCAAGUGCAAAUGAUGGUCCAGGAAAACAAAGGACACGUGGUAUCUUUGAAAGAAGCACAAAACGUCAAUAGAUUGCAGAAUGAAAAAAUAAUAGAACAACAACUUCUUGUGGAUCAACUGAGUGAAGAACUAGCAAGACUUAAUCCGUCAAUGACAUCUUCAGCUACGGAAACUUGUGGAGACGGGCCAGACACCAGGACACCUGGAAAGAGGCCAUGUACCGUACCGUUUGAUACUCGUUUGGGGCAUUAUAUUUAUAUCCCAGCCAGAUCAGAUUCCAGGAAGGUCUACACAAGUCCUUCUGUGUACUCUCUGGAUCGAGUAGUUGCCGGAUUUCGAACACGAAGUCAGAUGCUGCUGGGUCAUAUAGAAGAACAAGAUGAAGUCCUCCACUGCCAAUUUUCUGAUGACAGCGAUGAUGAAGAAUCAGAAGGCCAAGAGAAAUCUGAAAUUAGACGUAGAAGUCGCUCGUGGAUUCAGAAGCGAAGUUCUGUUUGUUCUCUUGUUGAAUUGAAUGAUAUUCAGGAUCAAACACAAAAGUCAAGUUUGGGGAAUGAAGAUUUAAAGAUUGAAUGUCUCCAGGAGAGUCAAGAGUUGAAUUUGCAAAAAUUAAGGAAUUCAGAACUCAUACUUACCGAAGCCAAACAGAAAAUGAGAGAACUUACAAUUAACAUCAAGAUGAAGGAAGAUCUAAUUAAAGAAUUAAUAAAAACAGGUAACCAUGCCAAGUCUGUAAGCAAACAGUAUUCUCUGAAAGUAACAAAACUUGAGCACGAAGCAGAACAGGCGAAAGUGGAAUUAACUGAAACAGAGAAGCAGCUGCAGGAACUAGAAAACAAAGAUCUUUCUGAUAUCGCCCUGAAGGUAAAAUUACAGAAGGAGUUCCGCAAAAAGAUGGACGCCGCAAAGCUAAGAGUCCAGGUCUUACAGAAGAAGCAACAAAAUAGUAAGAAAUUGGCAUCAUUGUCAAUCCAAAAUGAGAAACGUGCUAAUGAACUAGAGCAGAAUGUAGAUCACAUGAAAUAUCAAAAGGUACAGCUGCAAAAGAGACUUCGAGAAGAAAAUGAAAAAAGGAAGCAACUGGAUGCAGAAAUUCAGCGGGAUCAACAAAAAAUCAAAGAACUAAAGUCAAAAACAGAACAGGAAGACUCUCUGACACUGGAAACCGAGGACCUUGAUGCAUUUAAGAUGAAAAAGAGAAAAGGUUCGUUUGGAAGUAUAGACCAAUUCCAGAAAUUGGAUGAGCAAAAGAAAUGGUUAGAUGAAGAAGUAGAAAAAGUCCUGAACCAACGCCAAGAAUUGGAGGAGCUGGAAGAAGAUUUAAAAAAACGAGAGGCCAUAGUUUGUAAGAAGGAGGCCCUGUUACAGGAGAAGAGCCACCUGGAAAAUAAGAAGUUGAGAUCCAGCCAGGGGGGAAAAAUUGAAGUUUUCUACUUUGAACAAGAUGUAAAAUUUAGGAAGCAAGAACAUACUGAGGUCUUAAACAUAGAUAGUUUGAAAAUAUCAACUCGCCUGAACUUGUUGGACCAAGAGUUGUCUGAAAAGAAUGUAGAGCUGCAACGCAGCACGGCUGAGGAGAAAAUAAAGAUUUCUGAACAAGUUCAGGCCCUCCAGAAAGAGAAGGAUCAGCUACAGAGACGAAGAAACAGUGUGGACGAGAAACUUAAAAAUGGUAGUGUGUUGUCACCUGAAGAAGAACAUGUUCUUUUCCAACUUGAAGAAGGGAUUGAAGCUUUGGAAGCUGCAAUUGAAUACAAGAAUGAAAGUAUCCGGAGUCGCCAGAACUCGCUCAGAGCUUCAUUCCAAAACCUCUCUUGUAGUGAAGCAAAUGUCCUGGAAAAACUAAUUUGCCUGAGUCCCAUUGAGAUUAGAGCUAUUCUUUUCAGAUAUUUCAAUAAGGUGGUCAUUUUGCGAGAAACUGAACGGAAACUACACUUAGAGAAUGAAGAAGUUAAAAUGAAGAUUCUGGAACGGGAUAAUAUGGUUCGUGAGUUGGAAUCUGCACUGGAACAUCUGAAAUUGCAGUGCGACCGGAGACUGACUCUCCAGCAAAAGGAACAUGAGCAAAAACUGCAGCUGCUGUUACAUCAUUUUAAAGAGCAAGAAGGGGAAGGCAUUAUGGAAACUUUCAAAACAUAUGAAGAUAAAAUCCAGCAGCUGGAAAAAGACCUUUAUUUCUAUAAGAAAACUAGCAGAGAUCUUAAGAAGAAACUUAAGGAAUUGGUAGGGGAAACAGUUCGGCGGCAACAAGUACCAUCUGAACAUCGUGAUGCUGGAGAUGGAGUCCUGAACCCUGAAGAAGCAGUCAUGGUUCCAGAAGAAUUAAAAUGGGCAUCCAGAACUGAAAGUAUAAAGUUAAGUGGAAGAGAAAGAGAAUUAGACAGUUCAACAAGCAGCUUAAGAACACAACUGAAUCCUCAGAAGCUCUUGGAAGAGGCCCCGGAAUUACCUCCAAUCUGUAGCUCUUUAGCACCCACUAGUGGGCAUUUGCUAAACAAUGAGGAUAAAAAAGAAAUAGACGAGUAUCAUUUCAUAAAAUCUCACAGUCGACCAUCACCCCAAAUCCAGCCAGUGGGAAACGCAGGACAGCUUCAUGGUGUCACAUCUGUAAAGUUAUGUCGUAAAGAGUUACGUCAGAUUUCUGCCUUGGAACUAUCACUACGGCGUUCCAGUCUUGGAGUUGGGGUUGGAUUUAUGACUCCUGAUUCCAUUGAAGUAGCUAGGAAGCCGAGUGACUUUAAAACAUAGGCAUUUGAUAAUACAAUUUUCAAUUUAGUAGAGGUGUAAGAUUCCUUUUUCUAACCUGUUAGAAAUUAAAGCUUAUGCUCACUAGUUCUUCCCUCAGGAUAAAGGAAGAAGGGAAGGAAGGAAUCAUUUUAUAUACUAUAGACGUGUGUAUCUUCUGUGGUAUAUUUGGGGAGUUUUAAUGACUUGCAGAUAUUUCCAUAAUAACGAAAUGAACACGUUUUCCCAUAGUAUCAAAUAAUGGAAUAUUUAAAUAUUUCCCCUUAUAACUUUGCUUAAAAUUUCUUUCCAGGCAUAUAUAAAGAACAAAACAUAAAAGUAGGAUUAUAAACUAAAAUAUCCAUCAAAUGUAUAUUGCCAUAUAAUAUAAAAGUAUGUUUUAAUACAUUAAUUAUAUCUUACAAGUUCAUAUUAUUAUCAUUCUCAAAUAUAAAUAUGUGUUAUUUUGGAGAGAUGCAGUUAAAUAUUGCUUGUAUGAGCAGGGGAGUCUCCUGCUGCAUAUGUUUUGGCAUAGCUGAAAAUCUGUGUCAAAAUGCAGUCUGUGGAUGAAGGUAAUUGAUUAGGUUUAUGGUUAAAGUUAAUUUAUGGUCCUCAGUGUCCACAGAGGUUAGGUGAUCAGUCUUGACUUUUUAAACAUGGUUCUCUGCUUUUUCUGAGAUUGUUUUCAGAAUGUCAUAUUGUUGGUUUGCUAAUAUUAUGGAAUGUAAGUCUUCGUCUCUCUCCCACCCUGUCUAUUCAACAUAUAUCUCAUUAGGCUACUAGAUUUGGGGGAAAGGAUGCAGUUCCUUGCCACAGGGAAGCAAUAAUAGAAUAACAAUAAAGCAUUACAGCAUUUCAAGGAAAAGAUACCUGGUCACAGGGAGUAUGACUAUAAACUUGACGUCUAACCAGAGGCUCUAUAGCUAAUGAUCCGUUGGGCUUACUGGGAGAUUUUUUUCUACGGCCUGCUAGGUCAGGUCAUGCAUACAGGCAGGCCAGACUGCAUUGGGACUGUAAAUAUGUAAAUGAAAACUUUUCUUCAUGAUUUUUUUUAGUCUAAAUCUUACUAUAUAAUCUAAACUUCAGUUUGGAAUUAAGAACUGAACACUGAUUGGCCCAACAAACGGUUUGUACUUUUUCAUCAUACUUUUUAAUCACGAAAACAUCCCAUUAUAAUGACCAGAGGUAUUUUGUUACUUUUUGUUGCUGCUGUUGUCAUUUGUGUUACUUUUCCACAUUUUCACUUGUAAAAUAAAAUUUUUUCUUAAACUAAUUACUGUUUGGGUGGGGCAGUAGUAAAACCACCUUGACUUAUGGAUGUCUACUCAAUUAGAGUCACCCACUUCCUUGCUGACUCCAGUUUUUCUUAUGUGAUGCUGCUACUAAUAUUUUUCUUUUGUCCUUUCCUCUGUUGUUAUUGACCCUACCCAUUCUUACCUAAGACCCAAACUGUCCCUUUGUGCUCAAACACUUAUGGUUUUGUUUUUCUGGUUUCUAGGCCCUGGGGAGUAGGGUUCCUUGUUCUCAUUGCUAAAAACCAGUUCCUAGAGGAGAAGAAAACCAAAACAAAACAAACUUCUAAAUCAGUGAAUAGUUUGUGUAUCUCUUAAGCAUGGUACUGAAAUUCAAUUAAAUUGUAGAUUAAAUAGGAGCGUUUGGGUGGCUCAGUUGGUUAAGCAUCUGAUUUUGGCUCAGAUCAU